Ctenocephalides felis (cat flea) is the source of this 1872-nucleotide messenger RNA. RefSeq names its product cilia- and flagella-associated protein 206-like. Gene Ontology annotation, cellular component: axoneme; ciliary basal body. Gene Ontology annotation, biological process: regulation of cilium beat frequency. Lineage: Eukaryota; Metazoa; Arthropoda; Insecta; Siphonaptera; Pulicidae. Bases 1 to 1872 code for a protein of 623 amino acids. The record is from RefSeq and is a predicted model, not a curated record. The transcript is spliced from 2 exons.
AUGGAGCGAGCAUUUGAAAACGAUAACGUUUUCAAAAACGUUGUGCAAGAAAUAUGUAGAGAAUGCAUCGCUAGAAAUUUGGAGGUUGAAGAAUCAUUAGUCCAACAAGUAACAAAGUUAUUCGCUUUGGAUAUCGAUAUGGGAAUUUCAUCCGAGGGCGUGGUAAAGAGAGACACAUUGGAAUUAUUUGUAAAUCAUGUGGUUAGUAAAUUAGCUAUUCCAGAUGACGAAUCUCCGCAAAUGUCCACGUUAAAAAUGCAAUUGAAUUGCAAAGAAUUCUGCAAUACCAUAAGUGAGUCAAUAAAAAUGCAUAAUGAAUCAUUAAGUAAUUACUUAUAUCCUUUAACACGCGAAAUUAUAAAUGAGACUUUAAACGUAACAAAUAAUAAUAAAGAAUCUCUUGAACAAUUUCGAAGAAAAUUAGCCGUUCAUAUUUUGCUUGAAUCGCAAAUGGGUCAUCCAUCCCGCAUGGAUGUUUUUAAUGAAGGAUUAACAGCCUUGAGCAGCAUAGCAAGCUUGGCUGAUAUUGCUUCUUUCCUAGAAUCAGACGAAACUCAAAAAAUUCGUUAUAUACAUGAAUUGACCCACUUGGUGUCAGGAAUACGGUUAUUGAACAAGGAAUUUGGCAGAAGUUCUGGUUCGGGAAUCCUCGAUGUGCCUUCUGAGCUGGAUUCAGCGUUCGCAAAAUCUAAGACAUUACUCAAUAAUUCAUUAGGUGAACUUCAAGAUAUAUUGGACUCGCAUACAACGGCUAUUCUUUACUCUACUGAAAUAGAUGAUAGAAGACUAUUAGUAAAUUUUAGAGUGCAACCUAAUUUAUCUCUAACAGAUAUCGAAAACACGCGUGAUCGUCUUAUAUUGCAAAGGCAGUAUGAAAUAUUUCUGAAAAGAUUAAAAUUGCGCCUUGAACAAGUAGUUUCCAACCUGAUGGUUGCCAAAGUUCCAAUAAUGCAUGCAAUGCUAGGUGACAAACCUAUUUAUACACGAAAUGAGUGGUUGCAGAAAAUGCCAAAAGAAAAUAUAGAUUUAACAGAUUUCAAAUGUAUAUUAUUAAACUACGAUGAAGUGUCCCAAAAAGAAGAUUUUUAUUUAAAAUUUAAUGGAUUUUGUAUUUGGUAUCUGGUUCAUUGUCGGGGUGUUUUGAUUCCUGCAAACCCGGAACUGGGUGUGCUGGAACAUCGUUCAGAAUACUACGCUUUUAGUACCCGGCAAGCAAUUGAAGCAUUUGGUAGGACUCCCGACAGGUAUUUGUACAGCGCCUUAGAAGUAAUACGUGGUAAGCCAGAAUUGGUUGGUUUAUUCGAAAUACAAGAGCUUAUAUUGAACAUGAGUGACCAUGCACUGAGAUUAUGUCAAGAACUAGCUCCAAAACCAGAUCACAAAGAACUAAGAGACGUAGAAAUACAAACUGUGACUCAUCUAUACGAAACGAGGAUAGUUAAAAAAUACAAAUGGAAUGUAUGGGAUAUGCGUCGGGAGGCGAUACAGCUGGCCAAUUUAAGCCGAGGAAAAUCGAAAUCUAUGCAAACGUUGAGAACAUAUUCGAAAGUAGGCGUAGCACUGCAAACGACUUUCUUAAAGAAUACUUCCAUGCAGACAACAAGAGAAAACUACACCAAUACACCGACGCCUCUCAAUUAUAAAUCUGGUUUGAGGGCCAAACGAGACCAAUUGAAUCUAAUGGUAGAUUGCACGAGACCAGUACAUGAGGACUACUACACGUGCACCAAGUACAACACGAUUUUAUUUGAUACUCCAUUUCCAGAAGAUAAAGAACCUGAGUGUACAAAUGAUGAUGGUAAUAAAUUUUGCCUCAAAGUAUGUCACGGGAAAAAUAAUCGUUUAACAAAUAGAAGAAAAUCAACCAAUUAA